This is a messenger RNA of Trichobilharzia regenti, 1842 nucleotides long. NCBI's taxonomy places the organism in Eukaryota, Metazoa, Platyhelminthes, Trematoda, Strigeidida, Schistosomatidae. The record is from the annotation of a GenBank genome assembly.
AUGUUCCAAGCUGAAGUGUUGUUCCCACUAGGAAUAUUCCUUUUGUCUCUCCUAGUUCUCUUCGUAUAUUUCCAUCAACUCUGUUUUUUCGUCAUAUCAUUGUAUACAGCUCGAUAUUUGCUGCAUCCAAAAAGACCAACAACAUUGGUUGAAGCCCCUGGGGUUUCAGUUGUUAAACCUCUUAUGGGUGUGGAUGGCUGCCUUCGUGAAAAUCUGUUGAGCCACUUUACGAUGAACUAUCCACGGUUUGAGCUAUUGUUUUGUGUACAAAAUGAAAAUGAUCCGGUAAUUCAGUUAUUACAAUCAUUAUGUGAAGAAUACCCUCACGUGAAUGCCAGACUAUUUAUUGGAGGGAAAGAUGGCGUUGUCAAUCCUAUGGUCCAUAAUAUGGCUCCGGCGUAUGAAUCUGCAAACCAUGAUCUUGUUUGGGUCAGUACAAGUCGUGUAAAAGCCUCCACAGAAGUUAUCUGGGAUUUUGUUGACAAGGCUAGUGAUCCAUCAGUUGCUAUUGUUCAUCAAUUGCCAUUUUUCUCUGAUCAUCCCGGUUUUGUAGCUGCUAUAGAAAAGGUGACAUUUGGAUGUUACAUGGCUCGUAGUUAUAUGGCAUUAAAUCAGUUAGGUGUAACAUGUUUUACAGGUAUGUCAUAUGUUGUCAGAAAAUCAAUGUUGGAUGAAGUUGGUGGUCUUGCUUAUUUUGGAAAGUAUUUGGCUGAAGACUACUUCCUUAGCUCUGCAUUAUGUCAAAAGGGUUAUCGUAUUGUCAUAUCAUCAUAUCCGGUUAUGCAAAAUGUUAGUGAUAGUACACUAGUGAGCUAUAUUAGAAGAAUGGUCCGUUGGCUUCGACUCCGAUUGAAUAUGUUACCCUUGGUGUCAGGUGUAUUAGAACCUAUGAGUGAAUCAAUUACACUUGGUCUAUUGUUUUCACUAACUAUGGAUUAUUUAUUUGAUAUUAAAUUUGCAUAUCUACUGAUAAUACAUUUUACAAUAUGGAUAACAUUGGAUUACGCAUUGUUGUGUUUGGUACAAAAUUCAAAGCUUCCAUUCUCAUUUCCAACAUUCUUACUAGCCUGGAUAACUCGUGAAUUAUUAGUUUAUGUUGUAUUUAUCAAGGCAUUAUCAAAUCCAUGGUGUAUAAAAUGGGGUGAUCAUUAUUAUCGUGUACACUUUGGUGGAUUAACUCAACGUUUACCGAGUAGUAGUAGUAAUUCCACUGCCUUGUCAUCACCAUCAUCAUCAUCUUACACGAAAACUACUCCAUCACUAGAUAAUGCAUGCUUUAAAUAUUAUGCAUCGUUAAAAAAUAUAAAAAAACUCUUUAAAAAUCGAUUACCAUUAGACAUGAAUGAUAAACAUGCAACACAGAGCUUGUUGAAUUCAUUUUAUUCUGAGUUUCAAGAAGAAAACAAGAUAACUAGUGGAGAAGGAGAAGAACAAGUAGUAUUGCAUAACUUACACAAUUCUCAUCAAUCUGUACAACAGUCGACUUCAGUAAUAAUUAAUUCAAGGGGAUAUACACCGUCAAGUCAGAUGGCGGGUACACAAUAUGUAAAUAACAAUACUAACAAUAAUAAUAAUAGUAAUAAUAAUUAUAGUGUUAGUAUUAGUCCAAGGAAUAUUAUCGCUAAUAUUAAUAGAAUAAAUAAAGAGGAAAAUAAUUUUGAUAAUAUUAAUAAUUAUUAUACGAUUGACAGUUCAAAAAGUUCAGCGAAUAAGAAAAUUAUUGAGAUGAAUAAUAAUAAUAAACACUUUGGAAAUGAUAUACAUAUGACUACACCUACUCAUAAUAAAAAUAAUUCUGGUUGUAUUAACGGUUUUGUCAACACCCUGUCUAAUGGUUUUUGA